GUGACUGGAUUUGUGUUUUAUUUGCCAACAAAAUAAAAUACAAAUUUCUGUAAAACCAAUCAAAUUUUAAAAGUUUUUUAAACAAGUUUUUAAAUUAAACACCAAACUUCCAACAAAAUGGCCGAUGUUGCUGUAGAAAAGAACGAAACCCCCGUUGUCGAGAAAGUUGCAGCAGAAGAAGUUGAUGCUGGCAAGAAGGAUGUAGCAGAAAAGGAAGUCGUUGCCGACAAAACAGAUGCUGCCGACAAAAAAGAAGCUGCCACCACCGACAAAAAAGAGGGUGAAGAAGCAACCACCACUGAAAAUGGUGAUGCUGCCGCCGCUGAAAGCAGCGAAAAAGCCAAGGAGAAUGGUGAUAGCGAAGCUGCUGCCACAGAAACAGACGGUGCUGCUGCCGCUGAAGCCGAAAAAACCCCUGCUGCCGCUACUGAAGAAUCUGCGCCAGCCGCUGCCGAAGAAAACGGCGUAGAAGAAACUGCCAAUGGCGAUUCUACAGACUCCGCUCCCGCUGAAGCUGUCAAAAGGAAAGUCACCGAAGGUGAAGCCAAAACAGACGAAGCUGCUGAAGUGACACCCGAAAAGAAAGCCAAGUUGGAGGAAACUUCAAAAGAAGAAGUCCAAAAUGGUGCGGAGGCUUCAGAAGUAGCGGCUUAAUUAAUCUCUCUCCAUUAAACACACACAACAACCUACCCUCUACUAUAUAUAAUAUAUAUUAAAAAUAACACACAAAAACUAAUUCUAAUAAUUUACUUACAUUAACAUUAAAAAAAUGAAAACUUAAGAAAACAAAUCCUACAAAGCGAAAAGAAAAUCACAAAAAAAAACACGGAAAGAUGAAAACCUCUGUAAACUACCUACAAAACAAA
Musca vetustissima is the source of this 866-nucleotide messenger RNA. RefSeq names its product serine-aspartate repeat-containing protein I (gene Df31). The coding region runs from base 118 to 654 and encodes 178 amino acids. NCBI's taxonomy places the organism in Eukaryota, Metazoa, Arthropoda, Insecta, Diptera, Muscidae. The record is from RefSeq and is a predicted model, not a curated record. The transcript has 3 exons.